This is a messenger RNA of Brassica napus (rape), 971 nucleotides long. RefSeq lists its product as uncharacterized. The record is from RefSeq and is a predicted model, not a curated record. Lineage: Eukaryota; Viridiplantae; Streptophyta; Magnoliopsida; Brassicales; Brassicaceae.
UCGCCGUCAGAAGAAUACGGGACGAGAAUUCUCACGUUCAUCCAGUAGCACGCACAGCACUUUCCUGGAUCCAGAGUCUGAAUAAUGUGAAGAAAUUUGAUUACGAGGGAGAAGAAGAAGAAGGAAGGAGUAGAUGAUGGCUUCGGAUCCAAAGCUGAAGGGAGAUGGACUUGCAAGAGAAGCUCCUGUUAUUGCCUACACAGAGAAGAUAAUCGAGGAAGAGCAGCUUCAGUUGAAGAAAUACAUCGAGGAGAAUUACUCAAAAAUAAAGCAAGUUUCACUUCUUAGUGCACUGGAACACUUGAGAAAGAAAAUUGAACUCUCUACUGAGUGGAUCCAUGCUGCAAAGUUGAGGGAAGAUGAAGCCAGAAAGGCAUUUGAAGCAGCAUCGAAAGUUGUCAAGGAUGAAGAGGCAAUAAAGUAGAGUCUUUGUGAAGAUCUGAACCGUCUGGUACAAGAAAGCAGCAAUACGCAGUACGCCAGACUUGAGGAACUGAAAAGAAGACUAGAGGUACUGAAUCCGACUACUUCUGUUCAGCAAAUCCAUGAACCGGAGACUAAAUCUGUACUAGACAGUAGCUCACCAGCAGCAGCCAAUGCUAAUCAGACUCACCCGGAAAAAACUGAAGGGAAGGAAGAGGGAGGUAAAGAACAUGGACAGAGACCAGCCACAGCGGAAGGAGAAUCAAAAUCAAGAAAGAAACCACAGAUUCAAGGAAGGGGAAGAGGAAUUGGAAUCAUGAACAACAAAGGCAGAGGAGGUUGGACUGGUGCUGGUUUCGAUGUCGAUGUUAGAACUUAAAAAUUGAAAUAUUAUAUACAUCCGAAAAGGCGCCUUUUCUAAUCGCAUAUAUUGUAACCAGGUAAUGUCUCUUUAUCUUUUAGCAUCCAUGGACAUGUAGCUUCCUGCAGCUACUGCGACCUUUCUCAUUUACUCGUAUGUGUUACUGAAAAGAAAAAUCAUUCAAUUA